CGCUUCCUGCCCUGGAGCUCUGACCAUUAUCAGGAAGUUUCGGGCGGUGGUGCAGGUUUGAGGUUGGUCAUCGAUUUGUGUUUAUCAUUUAACCGAUUUGCAGGUCAAUACAAAGCCAAAAUGUCGAGCAAAAGGGCUAAGGGAAAGACCACCAAAAAGCGCCCACAGCGCGCAACUUCCAAUGUGUUUGCCAUGUUUGAUCAGUCCCAGAUUCAGGAGUUUAAAGAGGCUUUUAACAUGAUUGAUCAGAAUCGUGAUGGUUUCAUCGACAAAGAGGACUUGCACGACAUGCUUGCAUCACUUGGAAAGAACCCAACAGAGGAAUACCUGGAAGCUAUGAUGAACGAGGCCCCUGGCCCCAUUAACUUCACUAUGUUUCUGACCAUGUUUGGUGAAAAGUUGAAUGGAACAGAUCCUGAAGAUGUUAUUAGAAACGCAUUUGCCUGCUUUGAUGAAGAAGGGACAGGUGCUAUCCAAGAAGACUACUUGAGAGAGCUUUUGACCACAAUGGGAGACCGGUUUACCGAUGAGGAGGUUGAUGAGCUAUUCAGAGAGGCACCGAUUGACAAAAAGGGCAACUUUAGCUAUGUUGAGUUUACACGCAUCCUGAAACACGGUGCAAAGGACAAAGACGAUUAAGCAUGGAUUGCAAAAAUAUGCAAAUAUCUUUUUGUUCAUAUUCUAUAUCAUAUUUGUUUGCAUGCAUGCCUUAACUUUAAAACAAAAUAUUAAUAAU
Polyodon spathula (Mississippi paddlefish) is the source of this 736-nucleotide messenger RNA. RefSeq names its product myosin regulatory light polypeptide 9. The transcript is spliced from 4 exons. NCBI's taxonomy places the organism in Eukaryota, Metazoa, Chordata, Actinopteri, Acipenseriformes, Polyodontidae. The record is from RefSeq and is a predicted model, not a curated record. Gene Ontology annotation, molecular function: calcium ion binding. Gene Ontology annotation, cellular component: cytoplasm. The coding region runs from base 121 to 639 and encodes 172 amino acids.